AUGUUGACUUCCCCUUCUCCUCCACCUCCUCCACCUUCUCCUCCUCGCCGUCCUCCUCAAUGGAAAUACGAUGUGUUCGUGAGUUUCCGAGGCAAGGAUCUGAGGAGAAACUUCAUAUCGCACCUCUUCUCCGCUUUGAAGCAGGCCUCGAUCAAGUACUUCAGUGACAACGCGAGAGAAGAUAUUGGAGAAGAAAUCAGAUCCAAGCUUUUCAAAGCGAUUUGGCAUGCGAGGAUUGCCCUAAUCGUGUUCUCCAGGAACUACACCGACUCGAAGUGGUGCAUGAACGAGCUGGUCGAGAUUCUGGACUGCAGGAAGAGUCUGGAAAUCAUGGCCACUUGGUUGUUCCCAUCUUCCAUGAGGUAA
Messenger RNA from Eucalyptus grandis, 366 nucleotides. RefSeq names its product toll/interleukin-1 receptor-like protein. The coding region runs from base 1 to 366 and encodes 121 amino acids. The record is from RefSeq and is a predicted model, not a curated record. NCBI's taxonomy places the organism in Eukaryota, Viridiplantae, Streptophyta, Magnoliopsida, Myrtales, Myrtaceae. Gene Ontology annotation, biological process: signal transduction. The transcript has 2 exons.